CAUGCCAGUCAGAAGCCUAUGAAGGAACCCCCAGCCCCCCACCAAAGCUAAAGAUGAGUCACUGGAGCCUGGUGACGGGCAGGAUGAAGGAGCUGCUGGAGCCAGUGGUGAACAGGACCAGAGACAGGUGGCAGUGGUUCUGGAGCCCCAGCACCUUCCGGGGCUUCAUGCAGACGUACUAUGACGACCACCUCAGGGACCUGGGUCCGCGCACCAAGGCCUGGCUCCUCAAAUCCAAAGAAAGCCUCUUGAACAAGACCCACAGCCUGUGCCCCAGGAUUGUCUGUGGGGACAAGGACCAGGGUUAAAAUAUUCAUAAAAGCCAGGUGUGGUUGUGGCGGGUGCCUGUAGUCCCAGCGACUCAGGAGGCUGAGGUGGAAGGAUGGCUUGAGCCCAGGAGUCCGAGACCAGCCUGGGCAACACAGCGAGAUCCCUUGGGGGGAAACAAAAAGAAAUAAUAAAAGUUCAUACUUCUCCAAUAAAUAAAGUCUCACCUGUGUCCCUGUCUGGAUCCUUCCCCAGUGUGGCCAGAAGAAAACCCACCCCACCCCCUCCCAGGAAUUAAUGAGUAGAAGAGGUGACACCUGAUGGGGAAGGGAGAGUUGGGGGAUAGGGAAGGGUAUCAAGGGAUAACACCCUAUUGUGGGUUUGUGGAGAAUGGGGGACUUCGAGGCGCACCAGUUUCAGGAGGGUGAGGGCAGGAGUGCAGGUGGAGUCAGCAGGUCCCCAUGAUGGCCCUCAUUGAGAACUUCGCCCUUGUCUCCCACAAGCUCUGACUCCAUUCCCAGUGGGCACCCAGCACCUCCAACCCCUCCACAGCCCCCAAGCCAGCCUCUGUCAGAGGCAAAUUCUCAGAGUGAGGGUUCCCUGUCACUUGAGUGAAGAUUCCCUGUGGUGUGACCUUGGGGGACGUCAUUGCCCUUUCUGUCCCCAUCCACCCCCUCAGCGGUUCUGUUGGCCAGGACUUUGGCCUAGACAAAGGAUGGGGGUGGUGGCUGUGGAGCGGAAGUGGGUCUCAAACGCUAUAAAGCCUCUCUAUGCCUGUCCGGAGCUGGUGAGGACAGCCUGCGAGUCUGGUCUCCCGACACCAUGGGCACACGAUUCCUCCUGGCUCUGUGUCUCGUCCUCCUGGUACUGGGAUUCGAGGUCCAGGGGACCCAACUCCCCAAGCAAGAUGAGCCGCCCAGCCCGGCCUUGCUCAGCCAGGUGCAGGAAUCUCUCUCCAGUUACUGGGAGUCAGCAAAGGCAGCCGCCCAGAAGCUGUACGAGAAGACAUACCUGCCUGCUGUAGACGAGAAACUCAGGUAG
Messenger RNA from Chlorocebus sabaeus (green monkey), 1308 nucleotides. It is a transcript of the gene APOC2, whose product is annotated as apolipoprotein C2. Gene Ontology annotation, biological process: lipid transport; positive regulation of phospholipase activity; positive regulation of lipoprotein lipase activity. Gene Ontology annotation, molecular function: phospholipase binding; phospholipase activator activity. The record is from RefSeq and is a predicted model, not a curated record. NCBI's taxonomy places the organism in Eukaryota, Metazoa, Chordata, Mammalia, Primates, Cercopithecidae. Gene Ontology annotation, cellular component: chylomicron.